Molecule: messenger RNA, 1065 nt
Organism: Triticum aestivum (bread wheat)
Lineage: Eukaryota; Viridiplantae; Streptophyta; Magnoliopsida; Poales; Poaceae
Product: protein SRG1
Exons: 4
Coding region: 1-1065 (354 amino acids)
Source: RefSeq, a predicted model, not a curated record
AUGGGAAGCAUAGGGACAGUUCAGAUGACGGUCCAGGAGCUCGCUGGCGCCCUGGGCACGCCCGACGUGCCAGCUCAGUACAUCGUGCGCGCGCACCAGGACCAACAGCUCGCCGCGGCGGUCGUUGCACCAGUCCCUGUCAUUGACCUCGGCCGCCUUUUGAAGCACGGCGACGGCACCUCAGACGAGGCGGCGAAGCUCCGGUCAGCCAUCGAGUCCUGGGGCCUCUUUAUGGUGAGUAACCACGGUGUAGACGCCGUAAUGGACGACAUGAUGGCCGCUUCGAGGGAAUUUUUCCGGCAGCCGCUCGAAGAGAAGCAGAGAUACACCAACCUGAUCAGCGGCGAGCGGUUCCAGUUCGAGGGGUAUGGGAACGACUGGGUGAGCUCGCCGGACCAAAUCCGUGACUGGACUGACCGCCUCUACCUCAAGGUGGAGCCAGAGGACGAGCGGAGCAUCGCCCUCUGGCCAACUCAUCCCAAAACCUUUAGGGAUGCUCUGCACGAGUUUACGAAGAAAUGCGGGGGAGUGAAGGACGACCUGCUCAGGGCAAUGGCGAAGCUGCUGGAGCUUGACGACGAUGAUUACUUUGUGAAACACUUUGGGGAGAGGCCUCUCACUAACGCGAGGUGCAGCUACUACCCGGAGUGUCCGAGGCCGGAGCUCGUGUUUGGCCUCAAGCCCCACUCCGAUGGAACUGUUGUUACAGUCCUCAUGGUCGAUGACAGGGUUGGUGGCCUGCAAGUUCUCAAAGAUGGGGUCUGGUGGGAUGUACCAAUCGUACCUCACACGCUACUCCUGAUUAUAGGAGAUCAAACUGAGAUAAUGAGCAAUGGGAUCUUUAAGAGCCCUGUGCAUAGGGUCGUGACAAACACAAAGAAAGAGAGGCUAUCGGUGGCACUAGACUACUCUGUUGAUCCUGAAAAAGAAAUCGAGCCAUCGGCUCAGUUGAUCAAUGAAAAGAGGUCGGCGUUGUACACAAAAGUGAAGGUCAAGGACUACUAUGCUAGAAAUUACAAUGAUUUUACUCAGGGCAAAAUGGCUAUCGAUACAGUGAAGGUCUAA